AUGGUCAAGAGACCGAUUCGUGUUCAUCAAUUAUUCUAUUGUACGAAGCGAACUAGUUGGGUGGAAAUUCGUGCAUUCGUCUAUCGGUGUUUCUUUUCCAAGAAAUAUCAAGUGCUGAUUCGACCCGAUCUACUUUCAUUAGUAAUUCAAGAUAAAUUUCUUCCAUUGCUUAAUAGUUUAAUCGAAAAUCAUCCGAUGUAUCAUUUUCAAUUGGGUAUAAUUACAACAAGAACUGCGUCUCAUAUACAAUUAAUUAAUGCAAUCAAAACUCGAAUCAAUAUCAGCAUAUUACAAGAUCAAAAACUUUUAAGCAAAGAUGAUCUGGCUGCUCAAGUACAAAAUAUGCUUCAUCAAUGUACAAUAGUCACAUCUCGUCUGUCUGGCUUAGGUAAAUCACAAUUCAUCACGAAAGAAAGUCAUCGUCUAGGUAAACAACUUAUUAAAUUUCCAAUCGGCGGCGAUAUUAAAUCCGACGAAAUUGCCAGUCGACUUCGAAUUUUACAUGAAAAAUCCUUGCAAACAUCAAUUCUACACAUCGACAUCGGCCACGUUGAAGAUGUCUAUGCUCUCGAUGAACUGUUAUACUGUCUCAUACUUUUUCGUAGCUUCUGUUUCGGUCAGUCAGCUGCAUAUAUUCCAGAGGAAGCAUUGAUAUAUAUUGAACUUGCUUCAUCGCCGUACAUUAAAAUAAAUCAACGUCUGAUGAUAUGCCAAUAUCUUACGCCUACCCAUUUCGAUAAAGUAAACUGGGAUGAACUCGAUUGCGACAGUCCGAUGAUUCAGUUUGUCACCAAAUAUUUGAAUGCAAUUGACACAGGUACCAUCGCACGCAAAGGUAUUCAAGUAAAUGAUGCAAAGGUAAUCGACCGUGCAACAUGUAUGACUUCCAUUCAAAAGCAUUUUCUUCAAAGAAAAAAUCUCGAGUUCGUCACAUGGACACAAUUGUCUGUUUUUAUUGCAGUAUAUCAUUCUCUUUUUAAUGGAUUUUCUAUUUGUGGUUUCUUUUUUGUUGAACUUCUGGACCAACCUCAAUUACGACUCGACAUGCUUCAAGCACUUCUUCGUUCGUCAGAUCAAUUCACAUCCGUAUCUGUAGAAAAGGUACGAACGCAGCAACGCGAAAGUCUGAGAGAUGGUACAGAAAUUCAACAGCCAGAAUUAACUGAUGCAAUCGUUCGCUGGGAAAAUACACAACCGUUUACGCUUGUUUUUACGGCAACUCAUGAGCCUUUAUUUGUUUACAAAACAACUGUCGAUAUACCAGAAUCACUCAGAAACUAUUUUACUCAUUUUCAACAGGCUAUUUCUCAGCAAUCAACUCGAAAAACUUCUGAAAAACAUGAACUAGUAAAUCACAAUCGUGAGAACAUGCUUACUGAUUACAAUAGACUUUCGCAUGUGGACUUCUUUCAUAAGCUCGCUUUAUUAUCACACAAAUAUUUCAAUAAAGCUGUAUGUACGAAAUGUUUCAAACAAUAUCCGUACGAAACACAGCAAUGUACACGCUGCCAUACUAGCGAGAGCAUGGCUCGGCCAGAAACCCUCGACGCUAGCGAUGUCUUAGUGUUUCAAAUAAAUAUCGCUACUUUAAUUGAAGCCGAAUAUGUUCUCACGCCAGAUAAUUAUGUCAAAAUGUUACUUAUCUACAUGCGUAUACAAAGCAAUCUUCCAGUAUUAAUUAUGGGAGAAACAGGUAAACCUCUUAUGAGUAAUGCUGCUGACAGAUCUAUUGAAUCGUGUGUACAAAGACAAAUUUAA
This is a messenger RNA of Rotaria socialis, 1758 nucleotides long. Lineage: Eukaryota; Metazoa; Rotifera; Eurotatoria; Philodinida; Philodinidae. The record is from the annotation of a GenBank genome assembly.